AUGGGGACCAGCGGGCACCAGAUGCCCGUGGCGUGCGGGUGGGGCGACCUUCGCGGCCUCUCAUCUCCGCUGUCUUUUGGCCGAAUGGCGAACCCGCUCAUUGUGGAAGAGCCCUGGUUCUGGGGCUGCGGUCAGACCAACACGUCCUGCAAGAUGGUGAAGGGGAAGCUGGUGGAGGCAGGCAAGUGGCCGUGGCAGGUGAGCAUCCUGUUCAUGGGCAUGUACAUCUGCAGCGGCUCCGUCAUCCACCACCUGUGGGUCCUCACGGCUGCCCACUGUCUGGAGAGGUCCCUGGAUGCCAGCAAGUACUCAGUGAUGGUGGGAGCCCAGCACCUCUCGGCAAACGACACCCAGCUCCCACUCGCUCGGCUGGUGAUCCACGAGAAUUUCAAGAGCCUCAUAUCCGAUGACAUCGCCCUCCUGAAGCUCAAGGACCCCAUCCUCUGGUCCCCCAUGGUCCAGCCCAUCUGCCUCCCGACCACCAAGCUCGUGCCAGAGGUUGGAUCCUCAUGCUGGGCCAUUGUGUGGGGACGUCCGUCCGUGAGAGUGGCCACAAAGUCCCCCUACAGUCUUCAGGAAGUUUCCGUCAGGAUAAUAAACAGUGAGACCUGCAACCAGCAGUAUCAGUUCCUCUACCUGAAGGGCCAGAAGAAGAUCAUGGGCAAGGACAUGCUGUGCACCAGCUCAGAGUGGGGCGCAGACUCUUGUCAGGUGAACUCGGGCAGCUCCCUGGUCUGCCAGGUGAACAAGACGUGGAUCCAGAUGGGGGUGGAGAGCUGGAGCUUCAGCUGCAAGCAGCACCACUUCCCCAACAUCUACACCAGCACCUCCCACUUCACCCACUGGAUCCAGAGGCAGAUCGCAGACGUGCAGUUCAAGAGCAGGGCACAGCCCACCUUCCUGAGCCCGACCCUGCACACCGACUACAUCCUGCUGGUCUCCCUGGGCUCCCUGCGGCUCCUGUGAGCAGUGCUGCCGGGCUUGUCCGAGCUGGAGCCAGGCUGCUUCUCCCUGUCCUGUGCCUGCCCGCC
Pipistrellus kuhlii (Kuhl's pipistrelle) is the source of this 1031-nucleotide messenger RNA. RefSeq names its product serine protease 46. Bases 1 to 966 code for a protein of 321 amino acids. Gene Ontology annotation, molecular function: serine-type endopeptidase activity. Gene Ontology annotation, biological process: proteolysis. The transcript has 5 exons. The record is from RefSeq and is a predicted model, not a curated record. Lineage: Eukaryota; Metazoa; Chordata; Mammalia; Chiroptera; Vespertilionidae.